AUGCUGUCCGUAACAACCAUAGGAAUGAGAGACAUGGUACUUCGUGAUAGUAUACAAGAGGGAUAUACACCAGUGGAUGCACAAUCUUACUAUGAAUCCAAAGUUAUGCGCGAAUUUUCCAAGUCAACAGGUAAUCCGAUGAAAUUGGCUUUUAUGAUGACAGCAAAAGAUGGUGGUUCGAUGCAUAGGAAAGCGUAUCUGGACGAAGCUGAAAGAAUUGUGAAGGCUAUUUACCGUGUGACAGUCAAGCAUGGUGAUCGACAUUUGAUAUACGCUAAUAUAUGCGAGCCUCACUGUUACGGAGAUGAAGUCUUCAAAACUUUUAAGGUGAUUGUAAGCGAAUUUUUCAAAGCAUUUCAUUGA
Messenger RNA from Cylicostephanus goldi, 363 nucleotides. Lineage: Eukaryota; Metazoa; Nematoda; Chromadorea; Rhabditida; Strongylidae. The record is from the annotation of a GenBank genome assembly.